AUGUCGACCAUGGAAAUUGAAGAACCGCGAUUCAGGCCAGUCAAGAGAAGAAAAUUCCUGCGCAAACGCCAUGAAGCAUCGCCAGACGCACCUCAGCCACCACAACAAUCCCCAGAUCCUGAGGUCGUCUCCUACAGCCUCCCCGCAGGACAAGACAGCGCAGGGCCAGAAACCCAUCCAAAUGAGCCCCAGGAAACCGACAUUGGCAUUACAGACAUAUUCCGUCGUCGAAAAGCUCUCAAAACUCGAAGGGGCGGCGUCGAGUUUACCCCCGCGUCCAAACCAGCCGCUGAUGACCAUGGCGAAUCUCUACAAGAGGCUGAUUCUGCCACCCAGGACCCCGAAGAUACGGUUAUACGACGUAUCUCAGAUCGCUUCGUUGCCCAUACAGGCCAGAAGGUAGAUAUGGAUAAGCAUAUGAUGGCGUAUAUAGAGUCAGAGAUGGCUAAACGUCAUCAGAUAUACAACUACAAUGCCAACGCCUCUGGUAGUAAUGAACAGACAUCCGAAUCCACCGCGCAGAGCGGUCUCAUUCGUCCUAUGUCAGAUCUCCAGCUUCCCCAACGCCAGCCAGCUUCUUUGGGCAAACUGCAUGAGAUCGACUUGGGGCCGGACGCCAAGCUGCGUAACAUCGAAAGAACUGAAGCAGCUACGAGAAGGCUUGCGGGUGACGAGGUACCUGACGAGGAUGAGGAAGAGAAGAAUGCCGGUUCGAAGAAAACCCGACCAGGUGUCAAGGAUGCAAAGAAUUGGCGUGGUAGGAAGAGGCGCAAUAGCGAAGAUAUCCGGCGAGAUAAGCUUGUUGAGGAGGUUCUUCGGGAGAGUAAACUCGACGUCUACGAUGAGCCCGAAGUUGUCACUGAGCAAAAUGACGACCAGGCAGCAGACGACCGCAUCGCAGAGAAGUUCCGUCGUGACUUUUUGGAUGCCAUUCAUUCCCGACGUCGUGGGGCCCGACCUAAGACUUCCAAGACCACCAAGCCCGAUAUUUUACGCGGUCCGAAGCUUGGAGGAAGCAGAAGUGCUCGUGCGAUGAUGCGGGAGAAGGCCGCCGCGCAAAAGCAAUGA
This is a messenger RNA of Paracoccidioides brasiliensis Pb18, 1068 nucleotides long. RefSeq lists its product as uncharacterized. The record is from RefSeq and is a predicted model, not a curated record. The transcript is spliced from 3 exons. Gene Ontology annotation, cellular component: spliceosomal complex. Gene Ontology annotation, biological process: mRNA splicing, via spliceosome. The coding region runs from base 1 to 1068 and encodes 355 amino acids.